Amborella trichopoda is the source of this 411-nucleotide messenger RNA. Lineage: Eukaryota; Viridiplantae; Streptophyta; Magnoliopsida; Amborellales; Amborellaceae. The record is from RefSeq and is a predicted model, not a curated record.
AUGUUUAUUCGUACCACAAAGGUUGGAAUUUGUAUUGUUUUACUAUAUGUUGAUGAUAUUAUCAUCUUUGGAGAUGAUUUUACUUCCAUCAAAGAUGUGAAGCUACGAUUGCAAGAAAAAUUUCAAAUGGAGGACCUUUUAGAAGCAUCUUACUUCCUUGGCUUUGAGAUCACUCGUUCUAAGCAUGGUUUUUAUAUUCAUCAACAUAAGUAUAUUGUUGAUCUUGUUUCAAAUACCCGAUUGAAUGAUGCGAAGGUUGUUGUUACACUCCUGGAACUCAAUGUUAAACUUUCUGCACAUGUUGGUAAUGAUCUUCCAAAGCCUACAAUGUAUCACAAACUUGUAGGCUCCCUCAUCUAUCUCACUAUGAUACGUCCAGUUAUUGCAUAUGAUAUCCAUGUUGUGAGCUAG